Molecule: messenger RNA, 963 nt
Organism: Cydia splendana
Lineage: Eukaryota; Metazoa; Arthropoda; Insecta; Lepidoptera; Tortricidae
Exons: 3
Coding region: 262-963 (233 amino acids)
Molecular function (GO): zinc ion binding
Source: RefSeq, a predicted model, not a curated record
CGCGAUGACAGCGCCAACUAGCGGUUACGAUUACGGCGGACUUUGAAAUGUCAAAUGGCUGGAUGUCAUUACAAAGAGUAAGUAAACAAUCAAAUAAUUUCAAUGAAAUAUCGUAAUUUACAUAUAUUCUAUUCGAUCAUUGACAUCUAUAGUGUCGAUAAUAACGUUGACCUUUUUUAUUUCCCGUCUAAAAUGGCACAAUCAAUAAAUUUCAGGUAGCACACACGGACUUUCUCAUGGCGGACUUCACGAGAAUUAAACAUGGCCAAAUUAAUUAUAAAAACUGGAUUUCGAGCAAUCACUCACGACAUCGCUUUCCAACCACAAACAACAAUAAAAGGAAAACAAUUAGUCUUGGCUCAACAUGUGCAAGAUGUAAAAGAAGUCAAAUGUGAAGAUCAAAUGAACCACACCAUCGGAGCUCGUGUAAUUCGUCAAACUUCUGUGACAUCGACGCCAUACACAACAUCCUUGAAUAUUGAUUCUAGUCGAUAUGUUACGAGCGGAAAGUGUGAUUGUGUGUACAAUCAGAGUGGCAGAUGUAAGCAUAUUGCGGCUCUGAUAUAUUACAUCAACCAUGAAGAAAGCUUCUCGAAAACUAGUGAAGAGCAGCAAUGGGGUAGACCUAGUGCCAGACAGUUCGCCAAAGAAAAGUACUCAAAAGGGAAAUACUUUGAUGAAAUGUAUCCACCGGCAAAGAAAAUUAGGUGUGAUCCUUUGCCAUUAGAUGUUUCUGAAUUGAAGGGAAAGUCAUCAUUAAAGCUAAUAAUGGAAGCUCAUGCUUUGUGUUUUAAUAAAGAAGAAAAUGAUGAAUGCAUUACCGAAGUUGUUAAAAAUUUAGUUGACCAGAUCGCCUAUUCCACCUAUCCCUACCGCGAUAUCCCCCCCAGUGGGGAUAUGUGGAAUAUUUUUCCAUCUAUUUCUACUAGUAGGGAUACUUUUCCAUCUAUCCCUACUAAUUGA